This is a messenger RNA of Ceutorhynchus assimilis (cabbage seed weevil), 685 nucleotides long. NCBI's taxonomy places the organism in Eukaryota, Metazoa, Arthropoda, Insecta, Coleoptera, Curculionidae. The record is from the annotation of a GenBank genome assembly.
GAGUACAUUAAUAAACUAAAUUAAUAUAAAACCAAGGUUCAAACACUACAGUGUGCAUGUUAAUGUAUUGUAGCUUCAGUUGGAGAAAAUCAUGCUGAAUCACAGUGAUAUACCUACCUGAAAUAUCAUUCCGGCCUAUUUCAUCAAUGAAUGUUUUUUAAUUUUUACACAAUAUGCUUCACGACUCGUAUCACAUUUUCCAGAUAUCAUAAAACUUAUUAUGGCUACCAAAAAAUCCCGAGGUGUUCGUAGGGCAAAUCUAUUUAGAUCUGUCUGUCAGCAUUCUGAAAAAAAAAACUGACAUCUUCCUGACAAAUAUUAAAUAUUCCUGAGUUUUUGUAAAAUGCCCAGAGACCCUGAAAUUCUUGAUUCAAAUUUGUCAGAAGCGGUACUAUUUGCAAUACUGGUCUAUGUAUUAUUCCUUGGGACUUCGUUUUUUGUUCAACACAUCAUUGUACACCGACUGGUAUGCCCAUUUUCCGGAUGGGUACUUCACGGUGGAAGAGACUGGUGCAGUAAAUGUCCUAAUUGCGGUUUGGAACAGAGUCCUAGAAGUGUGUUUUGUUGCACGAGAAAGCAUUCCGUCUAUUUAAGAAUAAUACAUUAGAUAAAGGUAUUGUUAAUAAAACCAAGUAUACCCACCUAUAAGACAAAGAUAUUUAUUUCAAAAAUUAUUGAUCAAAAC